CAACCGCUGCACAGCAGCAGAAGAAGCACUGUGAAAGUGUGAAGUUUGUAAACAUGGAAGCUAAUAAAAUAAAUUUUUGUGUAGUGUCUUGUGUAUGUAGUGAGUUUGCGGAUUGCGAAGCAGCUGGUGACGAGACCAGACUAAUCCUGAAAAUGUUGAAAUUUGCUAGCAUUCAUAACGAAAAGUGAAUGCGCAGAGCCUUGGCCAAAAUGAAAGAUAUGAUAAAUUUCUUAGUGUAAAAAAGAAUGAUAGUACGUCGCAAUGCUUGCCAAUCCAGCAGAAUCUACAGCUUAGAUUUCAGGACGCUAUGUCAUUCUUACCUGCAAGGUGCUAAAAAACAAAAGCUAGUGUAUUUAUUCUGUGUUUCUAGGUGUUGGUGCCAAAAACAAUGUGUGUGUUAAUAGGCUGCGUAGGAAAGCGCUGACUAUUACGCAAUUUCGUGUCCUAUAUUUGUUCGCGGUCAGUUAUGUGUGUCAGUGCCCUUGCCUUGUACCUACUUUCCGGACAAUGCUAAAAUAUUAAAUGGGACGAGUGUAAACACUGGCUCAGCGGAGUUUUGUUGGUUAAUGCUAAUGAAUGACGUGCUACAGUGAUCUCAGAAACUGGUAGUUUACAUAAAAUUUAUAAAUACACCAUGGUAGGAAAUCCGCACAGAUAUCGUGCUGCCUUACACCCACUAGAAAAUAGACAUGCUACUGCAGGUUGCAUGUUGGCAGUACUUCUGAUGUUUCCACUGGCAGCACGCAGCUAUGGCUUACCUGUUGUCACAGUCAUUUCACUGCUGUAUGUUGGGAUUGUAGUGCCAGUAGCAGCAGGGUUUAUGUCAUUGUCAACUAUCAUACAUGCCCUUAGGCAGGUGUGGGAGCAGGUACAUGAGUGGGCACUGCGUGGGCCUGCGUGGUGGCUGAGACUAGCAUGGCUGUUGUCCGUGUCCAUGCACCGUCUCAUUGUUAAUCGGGUUUCAACUAGACUGCACAUCACUCUCAACCAGAUACUGUUUUUCAUCACUAUGGAGAAGGCAAUGUGUCCAAAUCAGAGAUGCGUCAGUUUGUAUUUGUUGCUGUUUUAUUCAGUGCUGUUGUAUCUUCAUCAAUCUCUCAAGGCACGGCACUGGGUGCAGCUCUCAAGUGAUACAACUACAGCUGACUUGUUGCGACUUACAACAGCUUUCAUUAUGGCACGGCUUGCCAAAGGAGUUGCUUUGUCAUUGGUGCUUGUGACAUUUACAAUGCAUGUUGGUGACUUAGAACCAAGCUUCAGUUUUGUUCUUGUGACAGCCAUGUACUUCUUGUUGACAGAAUUCCCAGCAAGGCCUGCCGUGAACCACUGGCUGAUAGAAGCUAUGGUUAGUUUAGAUUUGACAGUUUUGGAAGGCUUAGAAGAAUACUGGCUCCCUGUACUGUUCAGCGGAGGUGCUGUGAUUCUUUCAGCUCUGGCUUCCAUUCUAGCUGGGCCAAAAUACCGGUUAUUGCGUAUUAUACUUGUGUAUCAUAAUGUUUGGGCAGCAAGUGACUAUGCAUUGGAAGAAUGUGUGAUGCCACUGAUUCAACAGUAUCGUAUGCUACAACAGUUUCCUUUGGCAUCUCAUAAACAAUUAGCAGACACACCAACAUGUGCCGUGUGUCUCGACGACAUGCGCAUUCUUGCAACCCGAGUGACUCCUUGUGGUCACCUAUUUCAUGCAAGAUGUCUGCGUCGAUGUCUCCUACUUAGCAGGCUCUGCCCAUUAUGCAAGCAAGUUAUGUAAUUUUUUGACUAAUAAUAUACUUGUUUGUGUGUUGUUUCAGGCUUGAUUAUACUUAAUCAAACUUCUCUUUGACUGGUGUUCCCAAUGCAGAAUCAUGAAAUUUCACAUAAGUUCUCACGUCAUAAUUGAUCCUUCAUUUUGGAGGUAGUAAUAAUUGCAAACACCUUUACUAUGGCAUGGAGUGAAGUGGGUUGUAGCUGUCAAUAUAGUUGCGGAAUAUGGUUAAGUGUGUUCGGGAAGGUAAUACAGCAUAAUGAUAUUUGUGUUUGUCAUUCAUAGUAUGAGGCAUAAGGCUGAUGUGAUGCUCUAGUGAAAACAAUUCAGGUAAUCAAAAGUCAUCCUCAGGAAAAAGUGUAUUACCAUGUAGCAUUAUGUAGGUUUACCAGCAGCUGCGGAAGUUUAGGUUUGCAAGUGUUACAUUUGAGAGUUGUAGAUGACAGGUGAUCAUGAUAGCAGAGGACUGCUCAUAUCUUUAUAAAUCACAGCUGUUAUCAAUAAUAUUCAUGGAGGUGUUACCCACUAGUAGGAGAAGGUGUCUGACCAAUGGUACUAUUAAUACAAAUAUGAAUAUAGCUUAUAUUCACUGUACUGCCACAGAGCAAACUGUAAACAUUUCUUCUGUAGAACUUUUAUAUAAAUUCAGAUUCACAAAGGAAUGUUUUCUGUGUGCAGAAUGAAAAUUAUGAUGUUAAAAUAUCAGUCUGAUGCCCUUUUAACUGUAAAAAAGUAUUUUUAUUGUUUUCUGGAAUAUUACUACUUCCUGGAUCUUAUUUCUUUGAGAUGAAAGGAACUGAAUGUAAAGAAAGAACUUUCUGACAGUGUUCAAAAGUUUGAAAUGGGGGCUUAAUUCUUUUGUCACCCACUGACAAGCAGCAUAUAAAUUAUUAAUACUGAACAGUGUAUUAAAGAUCUGUAAUGAUGAAAUUUACAGUUAUGUUCUGACAAAUAUAUCAAUGAAAACAAUCAA
Molecule: messenger RNA, 2714 nt
Organism: Schistocerca piceifrons (Central American locust)
Lineage: Eukaryota; Metazoa; Arthropoda; Insecta; Orthoptera; Acrididae
Exons: 8
Coding region: 635-1747 (370 amino acids)
Biological process (GO): ubiquitin-dependent protein catabolic process
Molecular function (GO): ubiquitin protein ligase activity
Source: RefSeq, a predicted model, not a curated record